AUGAACGCGCUCAGGAAGGUCGGGCACUGGCUGGCGCCGCCGCCAGAGCAGUCGGAUGACGGGCGCGACGUGUGGCCGUCGCGCAUGUCGUUCCUGCUGGCCUCGAUGGGCGGGUGCGCGGGCAUGGGCAACCUGCUGCGGUACCCGUCGACCGUGUACAACAACUACGGGCUGCAAUGGUUCAUCCCGUACCUCAUGUGCAUCUUCCUGAUCGCCAUCCCCGUCCUGACGCUCGAGAUCAGCAUCGGGCAGGCCUACCGCGGCGGCAGCGUUGUGGCCUUUAACAGCAUCAACAGCCGCCUGCGUGGCGUGGGUUUUAGCCUGCUUUACAUCGGUUUUAUUGUCGGCCCGUACUUUGUCGUCAACCUGGCCUGGAUCAUGACCUACUUCCGCUACAGCUUCCACAGCCCGCUGCCCUGGGCCGAGGACCCGGAAGGGUUCUUCGACAAGGUGGUCGCCAACCCGUCGCCGGUGCCGGGCCGCCUGGCGCCCGACGGCUCGGGCGUCGAGGCCUUCACGAGUUACCCGGCCGUCGGCAUGGUGGGCGAGACGGUCGGCUGGACGGCCUUUACGUGGUUCCUGGUCUGGAUCUGCAUCUUCCGGGGCGUGGGGCUGACGGGCCGCGUCGUCUACUGGACCAUGGGCCUGCCCAUCGUCAUGACCGUCAUCCUGAUCGGCCGGUCCGUCUCGCUCGAGAACGCGGGCGAGGGCGUGCGCAUGUACUUUGCCACGUGGCGCGGGGCCGAGCUCGCGCGCGGCUCGCUCUGGCAGACGGCAUGUGGCCAGGUCUUUUUCUCAACGGGCGUAGGGUUUGGGUAUUUCACGAGCUACGCGUCCUACAACCGCAAGCACUCCAACGCCGUGGCUGACUCCUUCUACAUCAUCCUGAGCAACAUGGUGUUCGAGUGCACGGCCGCCUUCGCCGUCUUCGGCGUCGUCGGCUUCCUCAGGCGGUGGCCGGUCGAGGGCGAGCCCAUCGGCGGCUUCACCAUCGGGUUCCUGACCCUGCCGGCCGCCGUGGUCGAGAUGCCGGGGGCCAACUUCUGGGCCGUGGCGCUGUUCUUCACGCUGAUGGUGCUGGGCUUCAGCUCAGCGUUUGCGAUGCUCGACGCCGUUGUGACCCUGGUCAUGGACUCGGGUGUUAGACUCCCCCGCCCGGCCGUCGUGACGAGCCUGACCAUCCUGUCGUUCCUGCUCUCGCUGCCCUACUGCACCGAGUUCGGCUAUUACCUGCUCGACGGCGUCGACCGCUGGGUCUCGGACGUGGCCCUCGUCUUCGUCGUCUUUGCCGAGUGCGUCAGCUCCACGUCGCUAUACCGCUGGCGCGACGUCGCGGGUCAGGUCGGCCCGCUGGCCCUGCUCGCCUACCUGGCCGGCUACUUUGGCGCCAUGGUGGUCGGCGUCGCGGCCGGCAUCGCCACCAGCGGCGAGAUCGGCGCCGGCGUGGGCUUUGGAAUUUAUAUCGCGCUCACGGCCGCCGCGCUCGUGUUUGGGAGGACGCCCGACGCGCCUGUGUCUGGCUUUUUCGGCCGUAAUGUGUACCUGCAACGGUUCUAUUAUGUUGCCUUUUACUCGGGCCACCAACUCACAAAGGACCUCAACGUCAUCGUGGCCAGGGGCAAGAACCUGGCGCUGCCCUUGUUCUGGGCGCCCAUGCUGCGCUACGUCUCGGGCCCCAUCCUGGCCAUCGUCUUCGGCUUCAGCUAUCCAACCUUCCACAACAAGCAGGUGGACCCACUGCACAUCUUUGGCUUCUUCACGGGCCACGUCGUGCUCGUGCUCUGCGGCCUGGGCCUCGUCGUGCCGCGCUGGUUCAACGUCCUGAUCCCGGCCAAGCGCCAGGGCGACGGCGACCACGCCUACGCGCCCAGCGUCACCUUUGACCCGGACGCGGCCGGGAGCCAGGCGCGCCUCGAAGGCGGCGGAGGAGGGGACAGCAGCGACGGCAGAAGCGGGGACGGGGACGGGGCCGCCGUCGGUCACGAGACGGGGGUUGAUGGGGAGGUGCUGGAGGACAAGGUGGCUGAGAAGGACGUCAAGGGAGAGGUUGAUGGGGCCGAGCCGGCUUCAGGGACGGAGCUGGGAGUGGAGAGAAAGCGACAAGUAUCAAAGGAGGCGGAUGUGUGA
Messenger RNA from Gaeumannomyces tritici R3-111a-1, 2127 nucleotides. RefSeq lists its product as hypothetical. The transcript is spliced from 4 exons. Gene Ontology annotation, cellular component: membrane. Bases 1 to 2127 code for a protein of 708 amino acids. Lineage: Eukaryota; Fungi; Ascomycota; Sordariomycetes; Magnaporthales; Magnaporthaceae. The record is from RefSeq and is a predicted model, not a curated record. Gene Ontology annotation, biological process: sodium ion transmembrane transport.